Aspergillus neoniger CBS 115656 is the source of this 630-nucleotide messenger RNA. Its product is annotated as Rab family GTPase YPT6. NCBI's taxonomy places the organism in Eukaryota, Fungi, Ascomycota, Eurotiomycetes, Eurotiales, Aspergillaceae. The record is from RefSeq and is a predicted model, not a curated record. The transcript is spliced from 5 exons. Bases 1 to 630 code for a protein of 209 amino acids. Gene Ontology annotation, molecular function: GTP binding; GTPase activity.
AUGGCAUCCACCUCCGGGGUAGGGUCGUAUUCGAACCCUUUGAAGAAGUUCAAGCUGGUUUUCUUGGGCGAGCAGAGUGUUGGAAAAACUUCCCUGAUCACACGCUUCAUGUACGACUCGUUUGACAACACGUACCAAGCUACCAUUGGAAUCGAUUUCCUGUCAAAGACUAUGUACUUGGAAGAUAGAACUGUUCGCCUUCAACUUUGGGACACAGCCGGUCAAGAGCGUUUCCGAUCUUUGAUUCCUUCCUACAUCCGUGACUCGAGCGUCGCGGUCGUGGUCUACGAUAUCUCCAACGCCAAGUCCUUCCAGAACACACGCAAAUGGAUCGACGAUGUACGUGGGGAACGCGGUAACGAUGUGAUCAUCGUUCUGGUGGGCAACAAGACCGAUUUGAAUGACAAGCGCGAGGUCACGACGGCGCAGGGCGAGGAGGAGGCCAAGAAGAACGGCUUGAUGUUCAUUGAGACCAGUGCUAAAGUUGGUCACAAUGUGAAGCAGCUUUUCAGGAGAAUUGCGCAAGCCCUACCCGGCAUGGAGGGUGAAGCCAACCGGGGAGACAACCAAAUGAUCGAUGUCAACAUCACCCCGAAAGAGACCACGACCAACGACGGAUGCGCCUGCUAG